UAUUAAAAGUGUUGCGUCUGCUUGGAAUUGAUUUGGUUUUCAAAUAGUUUUGCAUGAGAUCCGAAGCGAGAAUCCGAAAGCGAAGAGACGUGAGCUCAGAUUAUCUUAUGGAGAGAGAGAGAGGAAAGGUUUAUGUUCCAGGUCUACUGUGAGCUGACGGCGCUGUAAUAGUCAAUUCAGCUACAGACUUUAAUGCUCUAAAACCUGCAGCUGCUCCAGGAGGGAGCAGGAAGGGGGGUUCCCCUCAGGAGAGGUGACGCGACGCUCGGGGGAUUUCCGCGAAGCGCGGCGGGCCAAUCAGAGCAGAACACUAAACUUCACCUCUGCCUGCGUUGCUCAAGUCUUCGAGGCUCUUCUCCACCUCUGCAGUGCUCAGGCGUCGGGCUGGUGACUUAGACCGAAACCCACGCUGACAGGUUCCUGAUCGAGAGCAGAGGAGCGUUUCCUGGACUCAUCCGGGCUGAACCGGACUCGAGCGCGCAGACGGCCGACUUCAGGGUCUUCACCUUCCUCACAUGAGAUGAAAGAUAUGGACUUCUUCAAAGCCGAGGAGCCAACACCCAGUUCGGGGAUCAACGCGUUUUCGCACAUUUGUACUCCCAAUGGCGAACUCGAUCUAAUUUCAGAAAUCAUCAAUGGCUGCAACGAACAGCAGAACGGCUCCCUUCCUGCCCCACUUCCUCUUCCUCCUCCUCCAGACCGCUGCUGGAGGACGACGGAGGGUGAAGACGUCCUAAACCAGGACGGCUUCACCCUCCUGCAGAACCUCCAACCGGCGUCCAAACCCGUGCUGGUACCCAGAGGCACUGCACCUAAUCCCGCUCCACUGCGAGAGAUGGCAUCCGCUCAUCCUUCCCACAAACCCGUGGGCCCCACAGGAAGAGGUCGAGGCCCGUCCUGCUCGCUGACCCCCAAAGGCGGCGUUCCCUCCCAAAGCCUGCAGAGCAACGGCAACAUGCUGGAGCGGAUCCUGGAGAAGCCCAAGCUGGUGGUGGUGGAGGAGCCCAAGGACCGGGGAAUGAGGUUCCGCUACGAAUGCGAGGGUCGCUCGGCCGGUAGCAUCCUGGGGGCGUCCAGCACCGAUAACAACAAGACGCAGCCCACCAUAGAGAUUCAGGGUCCUAUUGACCACAUAAAGAAGGUGACAGUGACCGUUUCUUUGGUCACCAAAGACUAUCCCCACCGACCUCACCCGCACUGCCUUGUGGGUAAAGACUGUGUAGCUGGCUCAGGAAUCUGUGUGGUCUGCUUUAACCCUCAUACCGCCCGACGUCACAGCUUUGCUAAUCUCGGCAUCCAGUGUGUGAGAAGGAGAGAGCUGGACGUGUCGCUGCAGAAAAGGAGAAACCAAAAUAUCGACCCUUUUAAAACUGGUAACACUAAAGGGAUCGAGGACAUGGACAUGAACGCGGUGCGUUUGUGUUUCGAGUGCCUGCUCGAGUGGGACGACGGCAGGAAGGACUCGCUCUGCCCGGUCAUCUCCAAGCCGAUCUACGACAAGAAGGCCACGACCACGUCGGAGCUGAAGAUCUGCCAGCUGAACCUGAGCAAAGGGUCCUGCAGAGGCAAGACGGAGGUCUACAUGCUGUGUGACAAAGUGCAGAAAGACGACAUAGAGAUCCUCUUCAGGCAUGGCUCGUGGAAGGCGAACGGCGAGUUCGCUCAGACAGACGUCCACCGGCAGAUAGCCAUCGUGUUUAAGACGCCGCCCUACCAGGACCAAGACAUCACGGAGGAGGUCGAGGUCAACGUCUUGCUGCGCCGCGUCUCGGACCAGAUGGAGAGCGAACCCGUCUCCUUCAUGUACUUGCCGCACAAUCCCGAUCCGUACGAAGUGAAGCGAAAGAGAGCCACGAUUAAACGGGACAUUAGUGUGACAGAGCCAGCACCAUCUUCAAAGCAGACCUUCAACUUCCCCAUGGAGACACAAAACGUGAUGUCAUCGGAUGACAGCCACCUCGCCUUUCUGCCUUCUCCUGAAACGGGCAUGAUGGACCACGGCGCCCUGGACGAACAGACCAUGCUCGACUUCCUUCAGUUUUUGACCGAACAGAACUUGCCAGGCGACAUCGCCGCAGACGGCAACGCUUUCCCCUGUCUGAAUGUGAAUUUAAACGCAAACUACAACCACUUUCCGCCGGACUUUUCCCAGUUUAACGACAUCCAGUUUAAUAUGCUUGUCACUGACAGCCAGAUGGCGCAGUCAGAACAGCAGGACAGUGUCAUGCAGGUGAAAACAGAGGAAGAGCUAUGAGGUCGGGGCAGCACGCGUUUCUCCUCUCAAGUCGUUUCUGGAUCUCAGACUGGGAUUCAUUUCGGUACGGAUCAGAUGAGGUCAGAUCAGGUUCUCCGAAACCACCAGGAAGCAAGAUGCGUCGUUUCCUACAGCUGCUUGCACUGUGUAAUGUAGUUUUAAACUGAUUUUAGUUUCAACACAUGGGCUCUGUUUAUAUUUUAAAAAGCCCGCAUAUUUUAACUUUACAUUGAAGCCUUGCUGGACGAGGCUAGUAAAACCCAGAGCAUGUCAACAUACCUAAACCCUUCCUGCGAGUGCUGUAAGCAUUACUUUUAAGAAUUACGAGUCAAACUAUAGGAAUUCAAAGCUUGUCUUUUAAACCUGCGAGUCAUUCCAGAUUAUUUCCUUAGUAAAUUAUGUGUUAAAAAGCCCAUAUUUUUUGGGAAAAAACUUCCUGAUAAAUCUUGGAUCACGAGAUUUCACAUCAAGUCUUGGCAGCUCCUGUCACUGUUCUCUUUAGAUGUGGCCGCACUUGUUUAAUUAUUUACCUACAUGUAAUAGAAACCGCCCCUCCUUCUAUUCUUAGCCCUGCUUGUGUCAGUUCCCCUUCUGCCACAGUUUCGCUCCCGUGAGCCGAAUUCACCUUCUGUCACAUGUCCUACUCUGCCCCCUUGCUGUAGUGUAAAUAUGUGAAAUAAAAAUAAAAUAUAAGUGUGAUUC
This is a messenger RNA of Xiphophorus hellerii (green swordtail), 2956 nucleotides long. RefSeq names its product v-rel avian reticuloendotheliosis viral oncogene homolog B (gene relb). Gene Ontology annotation, molecular function: RNA polymerase II cis-regulatory region sequence-specific DNA binding; DNA-binding transcription factor activity, RNA polymerase II-specific. Gene Ontology annotation, cellular component: cytoplasm; nucleus. The transcript has 11 exons. The record is from RefSeq and is a predicted model, not a curated record. Gene Ontology annotation, biological process: inflammatory response; canonical NF-kappaB signal transduction; non-canonical NF-kappaB signal transduction. Lineage: Eukaryota; Metazoa; Chordata; Actinopteri; Cyprinodontiformes; Poeciliidae. Bases 521 to 2254 code for a protein of 577 amino acids.